Cyprinus carpio (common carp) is the source of this 4473-nucleotide messenger RNA. Its product is annotated as large neutral amino acids transporter small subunit 2-like. Gene Ontology annotation, biological process: neutral amino acid transport; amino acid transmembrane transport. Gene Ontology annotation, molecular function: neutral L-amino acid transmembrane transporter activity; L-amino acid transmembrane transporter activity. Gene Ontology annotation, cellular component: membrane. The transcript has 11 exons. The coding region runs from base 502 to 2094 and encodes 530 amino acids. NCBI's taxonomy places the organism in Eukaryota, Metazoa, Chordata, Actinopteri, Cypriniformes, Cyprinidae. The record is from RefSeq and is a predicted model, not a curated record.
ACAGGAAGAAGGAGAAAUUUGUGAAUAGGUUUUCGGCCUUUCUAGAUCGGCGUUUUGAUUUAACUUAAAAGGCAGAUUAAAACCUGGAUAACCUUCACAGACUGCAAUAAACUGAAACAUAAAAAGUUGCGACUGGAGUAUUAGCGUAGUUUUUGUUACACUCGAUAUUAGUGCUUCAUAUGGAUUUUCAACGCACGAAAAGGAAACAUUCAAUAACACUGACAGUGCCUUAUUUUAAUCCUAUUUUAUAGCCUUUCACGGCAAUCGCCCAUCUUACUCUGCCACUACACAGAAUAUAAACUGACACAUGCUUCAGAGAGCCUCACGUUGAUAAGGAAGGAAAGAUAAAGUGCUCAUGGUGGCAUAUUUUGUUCGAGAUAGAAUACCCGGCUGUUUAUUUAAUCAUUACAGUCGCUAUCUGAGAUCUGACCAGCGGCACGCGUCAAGCGCGGCUCUCGCGUCACCGCUCAAUAUCGAGGACUGGACAUCUCAAUCACCAACAUGACGGAUGGACCGAGACAAAGAGGCAGCGCAGUCCCGAGCACCAGCGAGGAUGCAGCCGCAGACACAGGGAAAGCCGCUGGACAGUCAUCAGUCGCGUUGAAGAAGGAGAUUGGUCUCGUCAGUGCUUGUGGCAUUAUUGUCGGUAAUAUUAUUGGCUCUGGAAUCUUCGUCAGCCCAAAGGGAGUGUUGGAAAAUGCCAGUUCAGUGGGCCUGGCCCUCAUUGUAUGGAUAAUCACAGGCAUUAUAACAGCAAUCGGAGCACUCUGCUAUGCUGAGCUGGGUGUUACUAUUCCCAAAUCUGGAGGCGACUACUCUUAUGUCAAGGACAUCUUUGGAGGGCUGGCAGGGUUUUUGCGGUUGUGGAUUGCUGUGUUGGUGAUCUACCCCACUAACCAGGCGGUUAUUGCUCUCACCUUCUCCAACUACGUCCUGCAGCCUCUGUUCCCCACCUGCUUCCCCCCAGAGAAUGGUCUGCGUCUGCUCGCUGCCAUCUGCUUGUUGCUGCUGACUUGGGUGAAUUGCGCUAGUGUGCGCUGGGCAACACGAGUACAGGAUGUCUUCACUGCAGGGAAACUUCUGGCCCUCAUUCUUAUCAUCAUCAUGGGCAUCGUACAAAUCUGCAAGGGCGAGUAUUACUGGUUGGAGCCGGCCAAUGCUUUCGAGCCUUUUCAAGACUAUGAUGUCGGUCUGAUCGCUUUAGCAUUUCUACAGGGAUCCUUCGCCUACGGUGGCUGGAAUUUCCUAAAUUAUGUCACAGAGGAACUUGUCGACCCAUAUGUGAACCUUCCCCGUGCUAUCUUCAUCUCCAUUCCCCUCGUGACCUUUGUGUACGUUUUUGCUAACAUUGCUUACGUCACUGCCAUGAGCCCUCAGGAGCUGCUGGCUUCUAAUGCUGUAGCUGUGACGUUUGGUGAGAAGCUGUUGGGAGUGAUGUCAUGGAUCAUGCCCAUUUCUGUGGCCUUGUCCACAUUUGGGGGGGUCAACGGCUCCCUCUUCACCUCCUCUCGGUUGUUCUUCGCGGGUGCACGUGAAGGUCAUCUACCUAGCUUACUGGCUAUGAUUCAUGUGAAGCGCUGCACCCCAAUUCCAGCCCUACUCUUCACUUGCAUCUCAACACUUCUGAUGCUAUGCACCAGUGACAUGUACACACUCAUCAACUAUGUGGGUUUCAUCAACUACCUCUUCUACGGUGUCACUGUUGCGGGGCAGAUUGUACUGCGGGUUAAACAACCUGACAUGCACCGGCCAAUUAAAAUCAGUCUGGUGUGGCCUGUCAUCUACCUGCUGUUCUGGGCCUUCCUGCUGAUCUUCUCUCUGUACUCGGAGCCUGUGGUGUGUGGCAUUGGCUUGGCCAUCAUGCUUACUGGAGUCCCUGUCUAUUUCUUGGCUGUGUACUGGGACAACAAACCCCAGUGCAUCAAUACAUUUGUUGGCAAGAUGACAUACCUGGGUCAGAAGUUUUGUGUAGUGGUCUACCCUAUGGAGGAUGAGAAGAAAAACGAGGAGUCUGGAGAAGAGAUCGAACUGAAGGAGCAGUCGGUUCCACUGUCAGCAGAGGAUGAGCAGACACCAAAAUCAGCUGACUGCUGAACAGACAUGUGGAGACGCACUCAUUCACUCACAUACAGGCAGCCAGAAAUCAAACUCAGAUUUUUCACAUACCUCUAUAUUUAGGCUUUUCAUAAAGAGGGGGAUGCACAGAGUAAUGAACAGAGACUAGCUGCUCCACAGGUCAUGUGGUUCUGCUUUAGUGGUCUUUAACAACGUUAUCCGUUAUCUCUAGUUGCCUCCAUUCUCUAGUUAUCUCUAGUUAUCUCCAUUGGCUGUGCAACAGAAUUACAACAUUAAAAUGUGGGAUGACAUAAAGAUCUAGAAUGUAUUACUUAUAAACACUGGUUUGGAACGGUCUGCAAUUUUUACAAUUACCUUUCUGAAACAUUAUUUUCUAUGAGAAACAGAGAAUUAGAAUUCCGUUUAGUUUAUGCUAAAAAUGCCAAAAGACAUCAUGGCUUCACCAGAGAUGGCAGGGUUUAUUUUAUUUAUUUAUUUAUUAUUGAGUACAUUCUAAUGUUCUAAUUCUCACCCCCUCUUUUUUACAUUUUUUUUUAUUUCUGUCCCAACACUCCCAAGAGUAAAGUUUUUUUUUUUUUUUUUUUUUUUUUUACAAGCCAAAGCUGUAUUUUAUUUUUUUACAUUUUCUCAUUUCAAGUGUAUUUCAUCACACCAAAACACUCAGAAGCUUUUCUGUUUAUAUAUUUUGAUUCCUAUUCUAAUCAUAUUGCUUUGUAAUUAUGAAAUUGUUUUUGUUCUUUUAUAUUUUAUUUUCUCUUUUCUCUUUCCAGAAGGAAAGCUCUGGGACCUUCUUUUUAAUCAUCAUAUUUUUUAAGGCAUAUAAAAGAACCUGUUGUGGUGGUUCAGAGUAGUUUUCUACCAGGUUACUCUGGUACUGAUACAAUUUAAGCUCUUUAAGUUAUGAUCGCUGUUAAAGAGUAUUCUCUUUCUGAUAUUUUUGAGGAUAAAACGUGUUCAAGGAAAACUUAAAGAUUCCAUUGUGAAAUUAAGUGUUGCAAUGGCAUCUUCAUUCUGUGUGGACUUUAAACAGAAUAUGUAUACGGAUGCACAUUCAUAACCUGGAAGUUCGCUUUCACGCAGUUUAAUUAUUUCACAAGUAUAUAGACAAAAAUAUAUUCAAAAUUACAGAGCGUUUGGUUAUAUAUGGAAAAAAGAAAAACAAUAGUGGCGCAAAGCCUGUGUCUGUGAUGUGGCUGAGAGCCUGUGAGAAUGUCAGAAUUUUGGUCCUGUCAUUUUUUUAUGUGAAUAUUCAAAAACUUGAAAUCAGUUAUGUCAGAAGAGCUCGUUAAAUUAGUCUUAAGCACAAUAUUUUAUAAUUGUGUAGAUGGACUGCAGAUGUUAAUAUAGGUGCAAUACAAGGGACUAGAAUCAAUCAAUCAAGCUAACAAACAUAGUCCGGAUGAUUACAUUAAGAGACUAAAUAACUGAAUUAUACACCAAAAUGGAGAGCCUUAAAGAGUAUUAAUUAAAAAAAAAAAUAGACUUAAAAAUAUAUUUGUGUAAGUAAAUAAUAUAUGCUCAGUUCGAGAAUACAUGAUUAAAGUGUUCAGUAUGUAUGUCACUUGUCCAUUCAAGCGUGUAAGGCUUUUUAGUGGUCACAGGGUCUUUUCAUUGUGCCUCUGUGUUGAUGUCACACCCACUUGUGAAGACUAUGGAAAAGUGCCGAUUGUUCAUUGUUUUUAUUAUUAUUAUUGCAGAUCUGUAGUGUGUAAGUACUGUAUAAAAAGCAAUAUACAGUAUAUCGUUGUAAUUCAUUGCACAUCCAUUUUGCAUGAGCUUAAUCCCCCACAUUCCUUAGAGACUAUGAUAUCAAAUCUAUAAUCUUCUCACUUACACAAUAAUCACUGCCUUUUGGUUCCUCUGUCCUAGUCAGGCAGCGACGAGGCCCGUUAUCAUCCAUUAUUCAACUGACUGUGUAAACUUUGUAUGUAUCGUCAAAGGUGCAGAGCAUCUUUGGUUGUUGUACUGCUACUCCUGAGCUGUGCCUCAGUAUCCAGAACUGCCUAAUGUGUGCUAAACACAAACACUAUGUGUAUUUAUAUGGAAGCUGUGACUCUGAUUGUGCUGCAGUAUUAGGCUUUCCUAUCCACACACACACACUUAUCAUACAGGUGAUACCAAAAUCUCAAUUCUGUCACAUAUUUGAUUGUCACAUUAGUAAGAAAUGAUUGAUGUUAAUAUUUUGAAUGACCUCACAAUUAUAUAAAAAUCAAUAAGAGAAUGAUUUUUAUAGAUUAUAUUAAGAAAUGUACAGUCUAAAAAACAUAAAGCUCAAAUUACCACUUACACAUAACUGGGGGUGAACGGUUUGUACCAGAGUCUUCUUGUUUACUAUAUGUUUUGUAUUUGUUUGAACAGUAUAUAUUAAACGACAAAUAAAUCUAUAUGCUGAACCAG